AUGUCUAAGAUAGACCCGGCCUGUAUCGUCAACUCUCACACGGAGUGGGACCCGCUGGAGGAGGUGAUCGUCGGGCGUGUCGACGACGCGACUAUCCCUGAGUGGCACGUAUCGGGCAAGGCUGUGUGGCCCGCCAAACAUUGGGGAAUGUACAAGGAACACGCUGGAGAAUCGUUCCCCAGGGAGCUCGUAAUGAAAGCCUCGGAGGAGCUUGACAACUUUUCGCAAGUUCUUGAGAUGGAGGGCGUUACCGUGCGCAGGCCGGAGGUACGCCCGGGAGACUUCGAUAGACCUGUCAGCACCCCAGACUUCGAAUCCGUGUCGCAGCUGUACGCGGCCAUGCCACGGGAUGUUCUCAUCACGAUCGGCAACGAAAUCAUCGAGGCUCCCAUGGCGUGGCGUUCGCGGUUCUUCGAGUACCGCCCAUUCCGAUCCCUAAUUAAGGACUACUUCCGGCAGGGCGGCGGGUGGACGGCCGCUCCCAAGCCGGAGAUGUCGGACGACUUGUACGUCCCGGAGGACAAGUGGCAGGAGGGCGCGGGAAAGUUCGUUACGACAGAGUACGAACCGGUGUUCGAUGCGGCGGAGUUCACCAGAAUGGGACGCGACAUUUUCGUCCAGAGGAGUCAAGUCACGAACGAUUUUGGCAUCGAGUGGAUGAGGCGUCACCUGGGGGACGAGUACCAGAUCCACGUGCUGGACUUUGAGGACAAGAACGCCAUGCACAUCGACGGGACGUUCAUACCGUUGGGGCCGGGAAAGGUUCUCGUCAACCCGAAGCGACCCUGCAUCACCGGAAACCACAAGUCGUUCUUCACGUACCAGGGCGAGACAAAGGAGUACGCGCUGCCGGACAUGUUCAAGGGAUGGGACAUCUUUGUGGCGGAGUCGCCCGUCCUCCCCGAGUCCCACCCGCUGUACUUCACGAGCCCGUGGACGGCGAGCUGCAACGUUCUCCUGCUGGACGAGAAGCGGGUCGUGUGCGAAGCGUCGGAGGAGCCGACCAUCCGAAAGUUCAAGGAGUGGGGUUUCGACGUCAUCAAGGUGCCCUUUCGUCACUUCUUGCCGUUCGGAGGGUCCUUCCACUGCGCCACGUGCGACGUCCGCCGCACUGGGACCCUCCAGUCAUAUUUCUGA
This is a messenger RNA of Ectocarpus siliculosus, 1137 nucleotides long. Lineage: Eukaryota; Phaeophyceae; Ectocarpales; Ectocarpaceae. The record is from the annotation of a GenBank genome assembly.